CUCUAAAAUUAAUAAGUUGUCUUCGUGAUUCCUGGUGCUUGUAGUUCCCACCAACCAAGUACCAAACCAUAGCAUUAUUUUCACUUUUGAUCUCGCAGUCGCGGACUUUCCUAGAAAACUGCUCCCUCAACUUUUUAUUCAUCCCUCGCAACUUUUUCAUUGCCAAUUUGCUGUAUCUCUUAUUAAACCCUCUUCUAUUCUGGUGGCUGCUCCUUUUCCGAUCUCUCACUACCACAAUUACACCACACACAAAGUACAAAAGCAGGCAUUAAUGGCGACUUCAAGCUUAGUCAAGUUAAACGCAGCGUCUUCACAAUGGAUCGGCCAACAAUCGUUCACUCAACGCAACGCAUUAUCAUCACCAUCUUCCUCUGUCGCGUGUCCAAUUCGUCGAGUUUCCCUUCCUGUUGUUCGAGCUUCCGCUUCUUCUUAUGUCGAUGAACUCGUCAAAACUGCUAAAACCAUUGCCUCCCCUGGACGUGGUAUCCUUGCCAUUGAUGAAUCUAAUGCUACUUGUGGUAAGAGGUUGGCAUCCAUUGGCCUUGAUAACACAGAAGCCAAUCGCCAGGCAUACAGGCAGCUUCUUCUUACAACUCCUGGCCUGGGCAAAUAUAUUUCUGGUGCUAUUCUUUUUGAGGAGACACUUUACCAGUCUACAAAAGAUGGAAAGAAGUUUGUGGAGUGUCUACGUGAUGCAAACAUUGUACCUGGCAUCAAAGUUGAUAAGGGUUUGUCUCCAUUGCCUGGGUCAAAUAACGAAUCUUGGUGCCAAGGUUUAGAUGGUUUGGCAUCUAGAUCUGCUGAGUACUAUAAGCAGGGUGCUCGUUUUGCGAAAUGGCGUACAGUUGUUAGUGUUCCAUGCGGACCUUCUGCUUUGGCUGUCAAAGAAGCUGCAUGGGGACUUGCUCGUUAUGCUGCUAUUUCCCAGGACAAUGGCCUAGUGCCCAUAGUGGAACCAGAAAUUCUUCUUGAUGGUGACCAUCCAAUAGAGAGGACACUUGAUGUAGCAGAGCGGGUGUGGGCUGAAGUCUUUUACUAUUUGGCUCAAAACAAUGUUGUUUUUGAAGGAAUUCUUCUUAAGCCCAGUAUGGUUACCCCAGGAGCUGAGCACAAAGAGAAGGCUUCUCCUGAAACCAUUGCAAAACACACUCUUCAAAUGCUUAAGAGGAGAGUACCUCCAGCUGUUCCUGGAAUUAUGUUUUUGUCUGGCGGUCAAUCAGAAGUAGAAGCGACCUUGAACCUCAAUGCAAUGAACCAAAGUCCCAACCCAUGGCAUGUGUCGUUCUCGUAUGCUCGUGCACUACAAAACAGUGUUCUUAAGACAUGGCAGGGACGUCCAGAGAAUGUAGAAGCUGCCCAGAAAGCUCUUUUGGUGCGUGCCAAGGCAAAUUCCCUUGCUCAACUUGGGAAGUACUCUGCCGAAGGGGAGAAUGAAGAAGCAAAGAAGGAUAUGUUCGUGAAGGGUUACACUUACUAAGGCUAGACUCUAGAGCUUGCGGCACUUGUUAUUGUUCCAUUGUUUAAAGGUUUAUGUUAUUUCUCCCCAAUAAUAUGAUAUGAUUUUGGAGAGAAAGGGAGUCCCGUUUCAAUCUAGUUGGUGAGUUGGUUUUCUUCUCUGUUUGUGAUGU
Amaranthus tricolor (Joseph's coat) is the source of this 1628-nucleotide messenger RNA. Its product is annotated as fructose-bisphosphate aldolase 3, chloroplastic. The record is from RefSeq and is a predicted model, not a curated record. Gene Ontology annotation, molecular function: fructose-bisphosphate aldolase activity. The transcript has 6 exons. Gene Ontology annotation, cellular component: cytosol. NCBI's taxonomy places the organism in Eukaryota, Viridiplantae, Streptophyta, Magnoliopsida, Caryophyllales, Amaranthaceae. Gene Ontology annotation, biological process: glycolytic process; fructose 1,6-bisphosphate metabolic process. Bases 272 to 1477 code for a protein of 401 amino acids.